AAGAAGUACGACUGACGACGUUGUACUAUACAUACAGCUUUGACUUUUAUUCUGUGAACAUACAUCGCAAAUGUACAUUUUUUGAGCAAGUCACUAUAAUAAUUAUAAUACGAAUAGUGUGUGCAGUGAUAUGCAAAAUUCGUUUAGGUGUUUCAAGCUCAUAACAUCUUCAAAAUACCGUGUGCGCAUUGCCUAACAAAUCUGAAAAUCAAAAUUUAAUGUAAUUGCAAAGUGGCGUAUACAAUAUGUUUGCGUAAUUUUAUUAUUAAAUAUGUGUAUAUCUUCCAUGAUGCAGAAGAGUUUAUGUAAAAUAUAAAAAAAAAAAUUCGUGAGGUGUUCCUCGAAGUGCUGGCAUAUGUAUAUCUUACUGUAGGUAUGUUUUAUGCACAAAUAUGCAUUAGAUUUUUUCUACUAAAGUAAUUAGACGUUAUAUAGGGAAGGUAUCGACAGCAAUUGCGAAGAAGCUGAGAACUGUUUCAUGUAAAAUUUCUAUUAACCAUCCUAUUUUACAUUCGUGCAGAACACGAAAGCUGUCGUGAAAUAUGUGAAAAUGCGUAUGGUAUUGAGGUCUUAUUCCUAAUCUAUAUAUGGAAGAAACUUACUAUCUAAGAAGUCUUUUAGAAAAAAGAAUAUUUAAAAAAAACUCAUGGAUAUCCACUCAGAAGAGAAACCUCAUGUGUGUGAGGAAUGUAAUAUGUCAUUUAAAUUCAAGGGCAGUUUAAAGCAGCAUAUGCUUGUCCAUACAGGAUUGAAGCCUUAUGUGUGUGAGGAAUGUAAUAUGUCAUAUAAAUUCAAGGGCAGUUUAAAGCGGCAUGUGCUUGUCCACACAGGAUUGAAGCCUUAUGUGUGUGAUGUAUGCAACAAGUCAUUUAAACAAAAGGAUAGUUUAAAUAUGCAUCUAAUUAUUCACACAGGAGUGAAACCUUAUGUAUGUAAUGUAUGCAACAAGUCAUUUAUGUUUAAGGGUAGUCUAGCCACACAUAUCCUUAUUCACACAGGAGAGAAAGCUUAUGUGUGUGAUGUAUGCAACAGGUCAUUUAGACAAAAGUGUAGUUUACAAAUGCACCUACUUGGUCACACUGGAGAGAAACCACAUGUGUGUGAAAUAUGUAACAAAUCGUUUAAAGGAAAAUCGAUGUUAAACCAGCAUAUACUUCUCCAUACAGAAGAGAAACCUCAUGUGUGUGAUAUAUGUAAAAAAUCAUUUAGACUAAAGGUUUCUUUAAAUACACAUAUGCUUAUUCACACAGGAGAGAAUCCAUUUGUAUGUGAUGUGUGUCAAAAGUCAUUUAUACGGAGGCGUGAUUUAGACCUUCAUGCCCGUAUUCACACAGGAGAGAAACCCUAUGUAUGUAAUGUGUGUAAAAAGUCAUUUAGACGAAAGAAUCAUUUAAACGUGCAUGUGCUUAUUCACACAGAAGAGAAAAGUCAUGUGUGUGAAGUUUGUAAUAAAUCAUUUAGGUUGAAAGCUCAAUUAAUACAGCAUAUGCUUAUCCAUACUGGAGUGAAGCCUCAUGUUUGUGACAUAUGCAAUAAACCAUUUAGGAUAAAAGCUAGAUUAAACCAGCACAUGCUUCUUCACUUAAGAGAUAAACCUUUUGUGUGCGAGGUAUGUACAAAUUCAUUCAUAGAAAAGGAGGAGUUAAACCAGCAUAUGCUUAUUCACAUGUUAGAGAAAUAUCGUAUGAGUGAUGCAUGCAACAAGUCAUUCCAACGAAAAGGUGAUUUAAGCAAUCAUAUGCUUCAUCACUUAGGAGAGAAACCUUAUUCAUGUCAAGUGUGUAAUAAUUCAUUUAGUUGUAAGCGUGGUUUAAGAAAUCAUAUGCGUAUUCAUACAGGAAAGAAACCUCAUGUGUGUGAGGUAUGUAAAAAAGCAUUUAGAUGGAAGAGUGGUUUAAAAAGUCACAUGCUUAGCCAUACUGGACAGAAAAUUCAUGUAUGCGAGAUGUGUAGCAAGUCAUUUUCGCACAAGGCUAGUUUAAACAGACAUAUGCAUUUUCAUACAGGGAAGAAAUAUUCAUGUGAAGUGUGUGAAAAGUCAUUUGCGCAAAAUGGUGGUUUAAAAAAGCACAUGCGUAUUCAUACAGGAGAGAAACCUUAUGUAUGUGAAAUAUGUAACAAGGCAUAUAGACUAAAGGAUGGAUUAAACAUGCACAUGCUUAAGCACACUUAAGAUAAUCUCAUGUGUGUAAGGUAUGUAACAAACUAUUUAGGUAUAAGAGUAAUUUAAACUAACAUGCUUAGUCGUAGAGUCGAAAAACCUCAUAAAUUAUGUUUGUAACAGUUCAUUUUGACAGCACAGAAAUUUGGAAAAAAAAAAAACGUUUGAUCUUUGGAUUAUGGUAACUUGGCGAUUUUUUGGCGACUAACUGUGCUACAGCAACCCUUUAUUUUUUUU
Molecule: messenger RNA, 2398 nt
Organism: Stegodyphus dumicola
Lineage: Eukaryota; Metazoa; Arthropoda; Arachnida; Araneae; Eresidae
Product: zinc finger protein 99-like
Source: RefSeq, a predicted model, not a curated record